This is a messenger RNA of Mercenaria mercenaria, 375 nucleotides long. RefSeq lists its product as uncharacterized. Bases 1 to 375 code for a protein of 124 amino acids. Lineage: Eukaryota; Metazoa; Mollusca; Bivalvia; Venerida; Veneridae. The transcript has 4 exons. The record is from RefSeq and is a predicted model, not a curated record.
AUGCACAAUAUGAAGGCCGUAAAAGAAAGGAUUGCUCAACUAGAAUUUGGAAAGAAAUUUCAAGAAGAAACAGGUGCAACUUCGACUGGACAUACACAGCAUUCGGCGGCGAAAGAUGAAUAUCUUCAAAAGAAAAACCACCUGAGGGAAGAUUUGAUAGGUCUCUACAGAGAAGAGUACCAUACCCUACCACUGUCACCUUUAUUGGAGGAAAAUGACACGCCUCUCCUUGAGUUCUACGUCAUACCAGACAUAGAGUCAGUGGAAAUUCAGAGGGGGCGUGGAGGGCAAAGAAAAUUUGAUCAAAAGGGUUGUUUUGAACCGAUGUUUUCUGGAACCAGUGCAGACAACGAUGCUCCUGGGCUGACCGUGUGA